Messenger RNA from Scheffersomyces amazonensis, 1632 nucleotides. RefSeq names its product putative lactose facilitator 1. Gene Ontology annotation, biological process: transmembrane transport; carbohydrate transport. Lineage: Eukaryota; Fungi; Ascomycota; Pichiomycetes; Serinales; Debaryomycetaceae. The record is from RefSeq and is a predicted model, not a curated record. Gene Ontology annotation, molecular function: carbohydrate:proton symporter activity. The coding region runs from base 1 to 1632 and encodes 543 amino acids. Gene Ontology annotation, cellular component: membrane. The transcript has a single exon.
AUGCUGUUACAUCUGGAUAUCAGUCCAACCAAAGAAGAUAAAAUUGAUCCCCAAGUGGAGGAGUUAGAAGAUAACAUUCCCAAUACUUGGGAAGGAAUUGAUGUCUUUCCAAUAUUUAGUCGCCCUAUGAUUCCAUUACUUGCUUCCUGUGGUUUAGUGUAUUUCCUUUCUGCUUCAACUGGAUAUGAUACUUCACUUAUGUCAAGUAUUUAUACACAACCAUCGUAUUUUAUGUUCUUUAAAUUGGAUCCUGAAUCUUCUACUAGUACCGGGAUAGUAUUUUCCAUUAUUAAUAUAGGACAGGUAGUUGCAGCCUUAUUUUGUCCACUCAUCGAUUACUAUGGUAGAAAAAAAAUAAUCCAUUGGGGAAGCUUAGGAAUUAUUAUUGGAUGUAUUAUUACGAUUGUUUCACAAAAUAAAGAAACUUUAAUUGCGGGUAGAUUCUUUAUGGCAUUUUUUACUGUUCUAUCCGCGUCUGCAGGUUCUUUAUAUUUGACAGAAAUUACCCCGCCACAUGCAAGAGCUAGAAUAGCUGGUUGCGCUGGUACGUUGUACUAUAUUGGAGCUAUCCUUUCAGCUCUUGUUGCUUAUGGAGCUUUCAAACACAACAGUCCUUACUCGGAAAGAACUUUUAGAAUUCCUUUUGGGGUACAAUGUGUCUUUCCCGGUAUAGUUUUCGUAUUCGGUUGGUGGCUCCCAGAGAGUCCUAGAUGGUUAGUUGGGGUAGGAAAAGUUGAGGAAGCUAAGCAAAUUAUUGCAAAAUAUCACUGUAAUGGAAAUGCGGACCACCCACUUUUACAUUUUGAAAUAGCUGAGAUACAGGCUUCAUUUGCUGACGAAUCUUUAGAAUCUCCAGUAAAAUUAUUGGAUAUUAGACCUGUGUUGACCAAGGGUAAUCUUUACAGAACUUUCUUAGUUAUUGCAAUUGCUUGGUUUGGUCAAUUUUCUGGAAAUAAUUGUAACUCGUACUAUCUUCCAACAAUGUUAUCUAAGAUUGGAUGGACAUCUUUGGACAAGAUUGUUUUAAUGAAUGCUGUCUAUGCACUUGUUUCAUGGGUAGCUGCUGUUUGUGGUGCCUAUUUCCAUGAAAAGGUUGGAAGAAGAAAAAUGUUCAUGUUUUCAACCAUGGCUUGCGCACUUUGUUUAACAGGUUUAGCCGUUGCAACCGCUAGAUAUAUCAAGACAGGAGCUGCUGCAGCUUCCAAGACUGCACUUGGAUUUAUUAUCAUGUUUGGUAUGGGAUAUGGUUUCGGUAUAACGCCAAUGCAAAUGAUUUACCCAGCAGAAGUUUCCUCUAAUGUUUUAAGAUCAAGAUCAUUUAUAAUUUGGAAUAUAGCUGCUGGUGCUGCUCAAUUUGUUAAUCAAUUUGCUACUCCAACUGCUAUGGCUAAUAUUUCUUUCUGGUUUUAUGUGUUCUAUGCACUCUGGGAUGUAUUUGAGUUCUUUGUCAUCUAUUUCACGUUCGUUGAAACCAAAGGUAAGACCUUGGAAGAAAUGGAAGAAAUAUUUGCAGCAAAUAGUCCUAAGAGAGUUUCAUUAGGUGAUUAUUCAAAAGAAACAGACGAAUCAAGACAAGCAAUGCUUCAAGUUACCCAAGUGAUUGCUCAAUCUAAAAUCGAGGAAAAGGCUUGA